This is a messenger RNA of Neomonachus schauinslandi (Hawaiian monk seal), 1776 nucleotides long. RefSeq names its product synaptotagmin 3 (gene SYT3). Lineage: Eukaryota; Metazoa; Chordata; Mammalia; Carnivora; Phocidae. Gene Ontology annotation, molecular function: SNARE binding; phosphatidylserine binding; clathrin binding. Gene Ontology annotation, cellular component: membrane. Gene Ontology annotation, biological process: regulation of dopamine secretion; regulation of calcium ion-dependent exocytosis; cellular response to calcium ion. The record is from RefSeq and is a predicted model, not a curated record. The transcript has 8 exons. The coding region runs from base 1 to 1776 and encodes 591 amino acids.
AUGUCAGGAGACUACGAGGAUGACCUCUGCCGGCGGGCACUCAUCCUGGUCUCAGACCUCUGUGCGCGGGUCCGAGAUGCCGACACCAGUGACAGGUGCCAGGAGUUCAACGACCUGCGAAUUCGAGGCUAUCCCCGGGGCCCAGAUGCAGACAUCUCCGUGAGCCUGCUGUCGGUCAUCGUGACAUUCUGUGGCAUUGUCCUUCUGGGCGUCUCCCUCUUCGUGUCCUGGAAAUUGUGCUGGGUGCCCUGGCGGGACAAGGGAGGCUCAGCAGUGGGCGGGGGCCCCCUGCGCAAAGACCUAGGCCCUGGGGUCGGGCUGGCAGGCCUGGUAGGUGGUGGUGGGCACCACCUGGGGGCUGGCCUGGGUGGCCAUCCUCUGCUGGGGGGUCCACACCACCAUGCCCACACUGCCCACCAUCCGCCCUUCGCUGAGCUGCUGGAGCCAGGCAGCCUGGGGGGCUCUGACCCCCCUGAGCCCUCCUACUUGGACAUGGACUCAUACCCAGAGGCUGCGGCAGCUGCAGUGGCCGCUGGGGUCAAACCGAGCCAGACAUCUCCUGAACUGCCCUCUGAGGGAGGUGCAGGCUCUGGGCUGCUCCUGCUGCCCUCCAGUGGUGGGGGCUUGCCCAGUGCCCAGUCGCAUCAGCAGGUCACAAGCCUGGCACCCACCACCAGGUACCCAGCCCUACCCCGGCCCCUCACCCAGCAGACCCUGACCCCCCAGCCGGACCCUGGCAGUGACGAGCGGCCGCCUGCCCUACCCUUACCCUUACCAGGCGGGGAGGAAAAAGCCAAACUCAUCGGGCAGAUCAAGCCGGAGCUGUACCAGGGGACUGGACCAGGCGGCCGGCGUGGCGGUGGGGCCCCGGGCUCUGGAGAGGCCGGCGUGGGGGCGCCCUGCGGCCGCAUCAGUUUCGCCCUGCGGUACCUCUAUGGCUCAGACCAGCUGGUGGUGCGGAUCCUGCAGGCCUUGGACCUCCCAGCCAAGGACUCCAACGGCUUCUCAGACCCCUACGUCAAGAUCUACCUGCUGCCAGACCGCAAGAAAAAGUUCCAGACCAAGGUGCACAGGAAGACGCUGAACCCUGUGUUCAACGAGACAUUCCAGUUCUCAGUGCCCCUGGCUGAGCUGGCCCAGCGCAAACUGCACUUCAGCGUCUAUGACUUUGACCGUUUCUCGCGGCACGACCUCAUCGGCCAAGUGGUGCUGGACAACCUCCUGGAGCUGGCUGAGCAGCCCCCUGACCGCCCACUAUGGAGGGACAUCGUGGAGGGCGGCUCGGAAAAGGCAGAUCUUGGGGAGCUCAACUUCUCACUCUGCUACCUCCCCACGGCCGGGCGCCUCACCGUGACCAUCAUCAAAGCCUCUAACCUCAAAGCGAUGGACCUCACCGGCUUCUCAGACCCCUACGUAAAGGCCUCUCUGAUCAGCGAGGGGCGGCGUCUGAAGAAGCGGAAAACCUCCAUCAAGAAGAACACGCUGAACCCCACGUACAACGAGGCGCUCGUGUUCGACGUGGCCCCGGAGAGCGUGGAGAGCGUGGGGCUCAGCAUCGCGGUGGUAGACUACGACUGCAUCGGGCACAACGAGGUGAUCGGCGUGUGCCGCGUGGGCCCGGACGCCGCCGACCCCCACGGCCGCGAGCACUGGGCGGAGAUGCUGGCCAAUCCCCGCAAGCCCGUGGAGCACUGGCAUCAGCUGGUGGAGGAAAAGACUUUGUCCAGCUUCACGAAAGGCAGCAAAGGAUUGUCAGAGAAAGAGAACUCAGAGUGA